AUGAAAAUAUCGGUUCGUUUGGGAGAAGCUCAAUUUGAGAAAUCCACAAAACUCACACUAAACUUAUCAGAAGUACAAAUUUGUCAAGGGAGAUUUAUUAUCGUUCAAUGUGGAGAUCAAAAAUUUCAGAGCUCAACAGAAAAAACAAGUACUCCUCAAUUUUCUGAUUGUUUUUCAAUUAAUAUUGUUCCUUCUCAACGUCCAAUGAUUUUAUUUGAGUAUUAUGAAACAUUUAUAGUAAAGAGUAGUGUUUAUAAGGCAUUUGUUAUAAUUGAGACAAAUCAUUUAAGUUAUAAUAAAGAUGUAAGUCAAUGGAUUGAAUUUAGUAAUGGGGGUCGUCUCUUUGUUACAUUAAGAUUAUGUAAUUAA
This is a messenger RNA of Entamoeba histolytica HM-1:IMSS, 369 nucleotides long. RefSeq lists its product as uncharacterized. Lineage: Eukaryota; Evosea; Mastigamoebida; Endamoebidae. The record is from RefSeq and is a predicted model, not a curated record. The transcript has a single exon. Bases 1 to 369 code for a protein of 122 amino acids.